Molecule: messenger RNA, 1671 nt
Organism: Magnolia sinica
Lineage: Eukaryota; Viridiplantae; Streptophyta; Magnoliopsida; Magnoliales; Magnoliaceae
Product: DNA repair protein recA homolog 1, chloroplastic-like
Exons: 13
Coding region: 180-1439 (419 amino acids)
Biological process (GO): DNA repair
Molecular function (GO): ATP binding; ATP hydrolysis activity; single-stranded DNA binding
Source: RefSeq, a predicted model, not a curated record
UCUCUCUCUCUUCAAAAACCUCCCUCCAUUGCCAAACAAGACAGCCCUCAUCUCUCUCUGAGAAGUUCAAUCUUCAGUUGGGUUUUCUCUCUCUCAGAAAUCCAAUCUUCAGUUUGUUUUUUGUCUCUCAGAAAUCCAAUCUUCGGUUGGGUUUUUUUCCCCCUCUCACCUAACCAGAGAUGCAUUCCAUAUGCUCUCUAAAAACCCACUAUUUCCCUCCAAAAUCCUCUCGAAUUCUUCUCUCAAUUCCUCUUCAGAACCCAUCUUCUCGUCUCUGUUCAUUUCCAAAACCUUCUAAAAACAAUGGAAGAACUCGCUGCGAGUUUGAACCAAAGAGCAGUUACAAUGGCGCACUUUCCGGUGAAACCGACCCUCGUUUCCUUGACCGUCAAAAAGCACUGGAAGCAGCAAUGAAUGAUAUAAAUAGUUCAUUUGGAAAAGGAAGUGUUACAAGAUUAGGAAGUGCUGGUGGAGCUUUGGUUGAAACUUUUCCAAGUGGCUGCUUAACGUUAGACUUUGCUCUAGGUGGGGGUCUUCCCAAAGGGAGAAUUGUUGAGAUCUUUGGUCCAGAGAGUAGUGGAAAGACAACCAUAGCACUACAUGCAAUUGCAGAAGUACAGAAACUAGGCGGCAAUGCCAUGCUUGUUGAUGCAGAGCAUGCUUUCGAUCCAUCUUAUUCCAGGGCCUUAGGAGUGGACAUAGAAAAUCUCAUUGUUUGCCAGCCUGAUAAUGGGGAGAUGGCGCUUGAAAUUGCGGAUCGUAUGUGCAGAUCUGGAGCAAUAGAUCUCAUUUGUGUUGAUUCGGUCUCAGCUCUCACACCACGGGCUGAAAUAGAAGGUGAGAUAGGAAUGCAGCAAAUGGGUCUGCAAGCACGCCUUAUGAGCCAAGCACUGCGUAAGAUGUCGGGCAAUGCCUCAAAAGCUGGUUGCACUCUCAUUUUCUUGAAUCAAAUCAGAUACAAGAUUGGUGUAUAUUAUGGGAAUCCUGAAGUCACCAGUGGAGGGAUUGCUCUGAAGUUCUUUGCAUCAGUUCGGCUUGAGAUACGUCCAACGGGGAAGAUAAAGUCUGCCAAGGGAGAUGAGGAUGUUGGAGUCAGGGUUCGUGUAAGAGUCCAGAAAAGCAAGGUUUCAAGGCCCUACAAACAAGCGGAGUUUGAGAUUAUAUUCGGGGAGGGAGUGGGUAAACUGGGCUGCAUUCUGGAUUGUGCUGAAAUGAUGGACGUUGUGCUAAAAAAGGGUUCUUGGUAUAGCUAUGGGGAUCACAGGUUGGGACAAGGCAGAGACAAAGCACUACAGUUCCUAAGAGAAAAUGAGCUUCUCUGCAAUGAAAUAGAAAAGGCAGUUCGAUCGAUGAUGACAGAAGGAACUGGUCAGACGAACACGGCAUCCUUCGGGCAGUUACUGCCAUGCCGAGAAGAAGAGAUAUUUGAUGAGACUUGAUCCGUCGGCACGAAUGCUGCUGCAUGUAACAUUUUCUUCAGUGGGUUCCAUGAAAUUAUAGAAAAAGCGAAAGAACAUAAAACAACGACGAAGAAGAUGUGAUCACAAUUGCCAUUUAUAUAUUACUACAAACAGGAAAUUUUGGCGACUGAGAUCGAGUUAAUGUUAUUUUCACAUUCAUAUAAUUCAUGAAAUGCAGUUUCUUACAAUCCUGAACGUUGAGUUAACGUCA